Molecule: messenger RNA, 2841 nt
Organism: Nothoprocta perdicaria
Lineage: Eukaryota; Metazoa; Chordata; Aves; Tinamiformes; Tinamidae
Product: mucin-3B-like
Exons: 10
Coding region: 1-2841 (946 amino acids)
Molecular function (GO): Notch binding
Source: RefSeq, a predicted model, not a curated record
AUGAAGCCGGGCUGUUGCUUCUUCCUCAUCCUCUGCUUUGCGCCCUUGGGGGCUACGGCAGCCUCCUGCGAGAACGGCGGCACGGCCGUGGGCGAAGGCUGCGCCUGUCCGCCCGGCUUCAACGGCACCCGCUGCGAGACGGGCGACUCCUCCAAGGCCUGCCAGAAYGGCGGCACCGCCGUGGGCACCAAGUGCUACUGCCCACCGGGCUUCACGGGCGCCUUGUGCCAAGACCCCGACCAAGCCACCGCCUGCCAGAACGGCGCCAYCGCCUUUGGCACGGAGUGCGUGUGCCCACCGGGCUACUGGGGAGCCACCUGCCAACACAAGGAGCAGCCCAGCUCCUGUCUCAACGGCGGCACGCUCCUGGGGACCGGCUGCCGCUGCCCUGUGGGCUUCUGCGGACCCCGGUGUGAGUGUGAGUGCCCAGAUGCCCCUCCAACGUCCACUGAGAAGGUCGUCACCCGUGAAGAUGCUGCCGCCUCCACGAGCAGCACAACUCUCCAUCCAUCACCCAACGUGUCCAACAUCAAUAGCACGGUGCCAACGAUGGCGACAACCACGGAAGGAAGCCCGGUCAACACCACAGAGCACGUCACGAGACCCCCAGGGAACGUCUCUACUAGCGCAGUGACAGCUUGGCCCAACAGGACCAGCGAGGCCACCAUGGCACCUGGAAACCCCAACACGACGUGCUCUGGAAACCGCACGUCUCUGGGGGGCACCCACAAUGGCACAGAGGUGACCCAGCACCCCCUGAACGAGACAUUCCCCACCACAACAGCGAGUCCCACCCCUGAGCCCAACCGCACCGUGGGGGUGACCCAGCACCCAUUGAACGACACGCUCCCCACCACAGUGACCAGUCCCACCUCUGAGACCAACCGCACCUUGGGGGUGACCCAGCACCCAUUGAACAACACUCUCACCACCACGGGGACCAGCCCCACCUCUGAGCCUAACCGCACCAUGGAGGUGAUCCAACACCCCUUGAAUGACACUCUCACCACCACAAUGACCAGUCCCACCUCUGAGCCCAACCGCACCGUGGGGGUGACGCAGCAUCCUUUGAACAAUACGCUCCCCACCACGGUGACCAGUCCCACCUCUCAACCCAACCGCACCGUGGGGGUGACCCAGCACCCAUUGAAUGACACUCUCACCACCACGGGGACCAGCCUCACCUCUCAACCCAACCGCACCAUGGAGGUGACCAAGCACCCCCUGAAUGACACUCUCACCACCACGGCGACCAGCCCCACCUCUGCGCCCAACCGCACAGUGGGGAUGACCCAGUACCCUCCAAAUGGCACAUUCUCCACCACUCCAGCAAGAUCCACAUCCGAGCCCAGCACUGCAGUGAAUGCAUCUCUGACCACCCUGAAGGUGCCCACCUCACCUCCCAACACCACAACGGUGCCCACCUCAUUCAGCAGCACGACCAGCCAGUCUCUCAGCAACUUCUGCUAUUACUUCCUGCACUGGUAUCUGAACAGUUCCAGCCCCAAACCAGUUGUCUGCCACAACGGCGGUGUUGUCAACGUAACCGAGUGCCUCUGCCCGCCCGGCUUCUCCGGCGCCUCUUGUGAGACCGUGGAYGACGCCGACCAGUGCCAGAACGGCAGCACAGCUGUGGGCAAUAGGUGCAUCUGCCCACCGGGGCUGUCUGGGCCUCGCUGCGACACCUAUGACAACGACACGGCCUGCCAGAACGGAGCCACGGCCGUGGGCACCGAGUGCUACUGCCCCAGUGGCUACUACGGGCCCCGGUGCGAGUUCUACAACGCGAGCACCACCACUGUCCCAGCCACCAGACCUAAGUCCACCCCCAAGGCACCUGCUGCCACCGUCCAGAGCACCACCGCAACCAGGAGCACCACCAAGAGCACCACCACAACCAGGAGCACCUCCAGAACGACCCCCAAGCCAACUACAAGGAGCACAACUACGGCAAAGAGCACCAAGACCACCACCACCCCCGUCCCUACCACCACAGAUCCCUGCCAAAACCAGGGGGUCUGGACAGCCACAGGUUGCAGCUGCCCGGCCUACUUAGAAGGAGACUACUGCCAGUUCUCGUCACCAACCAUCGAGAUCACACCAGAGGCAGGCUCCUUUGUGAGGAUGACGGCGCGGGUCACCAACCGCCUCUUCUCCGAGCCUAUGAGCCGCUCCUCAUCCACCGCCUACCGCGUCUUCGCUGACGAGUUCGAACGGACGAUGGACCACAUCUACCAGAACGUCUCUGACUACCACAGCACCAAGGUCUUGGACCUCAGGAACGGCAGCGUCGUAGUGAACUACCGAGUCUUGCUGCACCCACCGCCCGAAGCCACCUCCACCUACAACCUCGAGCACAAGUCCCGGGAGCUGCUGGAGACGCUGAAGUCUGUGGCUCAGCCCCAGAACUGCAGCCACACAGCGAAAGAGCUCUGUUUCAGCCCUUCUUCGUCUGAAGUCACCCUCAUUGAGAAGCAGGAGGUCAACUAUACGGAGAUGUGCAGGAAGCGGGUGCUGGCCAAAUUCAGACAAUUUUACUAUCCCCACCAAAUUGGGAAAAAUAUCUUCUGCGUCACCAACUGCACCCUCAACGUCCCCGGCACCAUCGACUGCAACGGCGGGAACUGCCGGGUGACAGAGAACGGACCUCGCUGCUACUGCCCAGGUGUGCCCUGGUACCUGACAUCUGGCGACCGCUGCGAGACCCACAUCAGCAAGCUGGGCCUGGGGCUGGGUGUGGGGCUGGGCCUGGGUCUCCCCCUCCUCAUCCUGCUCCUCCUCUGCCUCGUCCUCUCCACCUGCCUGGCCAGAAGGAAGACACACUUGGGCAAGGACAGGUAA